Pseudopipra pipra is the source of this 3748-nucleotide messenger RNA. RefSeq names its product fascin actin-bundling protein 1 (gene FSCN1). The coding region runs from base 112 to 1584 and encodes 490 amino acids. Gene Ontology annotation, biological process: establishment or maintenance of cell polarity; actin filament bundle assembly; cell migration. Gene Ontology annotation, cellular component: cytoplasm; ruffle; microvillus. The transcript is spliced from 5 exons. The record is from RefSeq and is a predicted model, not a curated record. NCBI's taxonomy places the organism in Eukaryota, Metazoa, Chordata, Aves, Passeriformes, Pipridae. Gene Ontology annotation, molecular function: actin filament binding; protein-macromolecule adaptor activity.
CGGUACCGCGGCGGCCGCGCUAUAAAGGCGGCGGCGGCGGGGCGGGCGCGGCAGCAGCAGCUCUCGGUGUCGGUCGGUCGGUCCGUGUCGGUCGGUCGGCGGCGGGGCAGGAUGACGGCGAACGGGACGGCGGAGCCGGUGCAGAUCCAGUUCGGGCUGAUCAACUGCAGCAAUCGGUACCUGACGGCGGAGGCGUUCGGGUUCAAGGUGAACGCCUCGGCCGCCAGCAUGAAGAAGAAGCAGAUCUGGACGCUGGAGCAGGACGGGGAGGACUCCAGCGCCGUCCUGCUCAAGAGCCACCUGGGCCGGUACCUGGCGGCCGACAAGGACGGGCGGGUGAGCUGCGACAGCGAGGAGCCGGGCCCCGACUGCCGGUUCCUGGUGCUGGCCCACGGCGACGGGCGGUGGUCGCUGCAGUCCGAGCCCCACCGCCGCUUCUUCGGCGGCACCGAGGAUCGCCUCUCCUGCUUCGCCCCCGCCGUCUCGGCCGCCGAGAAGUGGAGCGUCCACCUGGCCAUGCACCCCCAGGCCAACCUCUACAGCCUGGCCCGCAAGCGCUACGCGCACCUGGGGCCCCGCCGCGACGAGCUGGCCGUGGACCGCGACGUGCCCUGGGGCGUGGAUGCCCUGAUCACCCUCCUGUUCGUGGACCAGCGGUACAGCCUGCAGAGCUGCGACCACCGCCUGCUCCGCAGCGACGGCCGCCUGGUCCCCGCCGCCGAGCCCGGCACCGCCUUCACGCUGGAGUUCCGCUGCGGGAAGGUGGCCUUUCGCGACGGGGAGGGCCGCUACCUGGCCCCCUCGGGGCCCAGCGGCACCCUCAAGGCGGGCAAGAGCGCCAAGGUGGGCAAGGACGAGCUCUUCGCCCUCGAGCAGAGCUGCCCGCAGGUCGUGCUGCGAGCCGGCAACGAUAGGAAUGUCUCCACCCGGCAAGGGAUGGACCUCUCAGCCAACCAGGAUGAGGAGGGUGACCAGGAGACCUACCAGCUGGAGAUCAACAAGGACACCAAAAAAUGCGCCUUCCGGACCUACACUGGGAAGUACUGGACCCUCACCUCCAACGGGGGCAUCCAGUCCACUGCCUCCACAAAGAACGCGAGCUGCUACUUCGACAUCGAGUGGUGCGACAAGCGCAUCACCCUGAAAGCUGCCAACGGCAAGUACGUGACGGCAAAGAAGAAUGGGCAGCUGGCAGCCUCCAUGGAGACAGCGGGUGAGACAGAGCAUUUCGUGAUGAAGCUGAUCAACAGGCCCAUCAUCGUCCUGCGUGGCGAGCACGGCUUCAUCGGGUGCCGGAAGGUGACCGGCACCCUCGACUCCAACCGCUCCUCCUACGACGUCUUCCAGCUGGAGUUCAACGACGGCGCCUACAACAUCAAGGAUACCACUGGGAAGUACUGGAUGGUGGGGAACGAGUCGUCCGUCACCAGCAGCAGCGACACCCCCGUGGACUUCUUUUUUGAGUUCUGCGACUAUAACAAAGUUGCCAUCAAAAUCAAUGGCAAAUACCUGAAGGGGGACCACGCCGGGGUCCUCAAGGCAUCGGCCGACACCAUCGACGCCUCCACCCUCUGGGAAUAUUAAUGCACUUUAGGGUACCUCCCGUUGCCAACUUCUCUUUCCCUUCCUCCGUCCUCUUUUCCUUUGGGUUCUGUUUCUCCUCUCUGUAACAGGAUUUUCAGACUGGCUUGUCCUUCCCUCCUGCCGUAGAGUUGGUGCAUUAUGUGGGAGGUGGGUCUCCGUAAAUCCCUGUAAGAACUGGAAAAGUGGUGGGGCAGCCUGCCUAUAGCUUUGUAGAAGGGUCUGUCUCUAUCCCCCAUCCCUGUUUCCCUCCAGGUUUGCUGGGCUUGGAAACGGCCGUAUCCCCCUCCCAGCCCCGAGCAUCACCUUAGGUAGUUGAUUAUCCUCUCCUUGAUUGAAAAAAGGGAAUAAGAUCACCUCUGAGCUCGCUUCUGCCAUAUCAGCACUGGCACUGCCUCAGUCUGUGCUGCCAGUGUCCCCUGGAGCAUCCUCCCAUCCUGCCCUGCUCCAACGAGGGGCAGAGUGACGGUGCUGGGCUCAGCCAGCUCCUCCCGGCUCCUCCGGCAGCUUCUCUCCCCUCCUGGCUUUCAGGGCAGGUCCAUCCCCAGCUGAGCCGUAAGAGGUGACCUUACAUAUCACAGCAUCCCUGGGGACGGGGCUGGUGUGUGCUGGCACACAUCCCUGCAGAAGGGCCAGCAAGCUGCCCCCUCCCCUCCCCAUACACCUGGAAAUGAUUCUUUAGGGUGAUCCCGUCUGGAAAGCCUCAGCCUUUCAUCUCAUAGAGCCCUGCGCUCCUCAUGUCCCUCCGCCCCUCCUCACGCUUCUGGCUCUGGAGGAGCACCCCAGACCCUGAUGGUGGGUCCAGCCUGGCAGGUGCCUGCCCUGAGGCUGGUCCUGCUGCUGUGCCUGGAGGGGGGGGCGUGGGGGGACACAGAGCCAGCCCGUGCUGGGGUGGGGGCUUCAUCCAGCCCACCUCUCGUGGGGCCUCGGUCCCAGCAGGAGCCUGGCUGGCCCACGCGACCUCCCCGGGGUGGUGGCUGGAAGCAUAAAGUGCAGAUUUUGGUUUACAGAAUAGAAAAGUUCCUUAGCAAACUUUGCACAGUGAUACUCAGUACCUUUGUUGUUUUUUUUUUCUUCCUCUCUCAUAAAAUACUGGAACAGUGAAGCGAAUCACUGAACACCUAAUGCUGAAUUAGGAAGCGCCCGCUCCUGCGGCUCCCCUGAAGGGGCAGCUCCUGGUCCCGCCACCCCUGGGGCACCUGGGCUGGGCUCUCAUGAAUCACAACCCUACUGGAAAAGAAAAAAAAAGAAAAAAAGACCAAAACAGUAUUUUUGUUAGUCUCUAUUUAUAUAUGCUCUCCAUGGCACUGUGUGACCAGCUGUUGUCUGUACUAGGUCUGCAUUAGAGUUUAACGCUGUCUGUAACGGGUGAUGCUACGUGUUCUUUAGGGUGUUGAAAGGCACUUUAUCCUUUGGGGCCUUCCCAGGGCUGGUAUUUGCUCCCUGCAAACACACCAAGGAGCCUUUUCCUGCGUGGGCCCCCUGCGGGGGGAGCGCUGGUCCCAGCCCACGCCAAGGGUGCUCGCGGCAUCGCUGCCGUGCCAAACCAGGGCCGGUCCCUCUGCCAGAGGCCAGGCAGGGGCUCGUCAGCCUUAAAGCCAUGAGGAGGGACUCCCUCCAUAGGAGCUUGGUGCUAAACUCAGCUGGGAGAGCGAGCGACUGUCCCCUGCCAGGGGGACAACUCCGGGCUGGGAUCCCUUGCCGGCGCAGGGGAUCCCGGCUGGGACUCUACCUCGGCUCUGCACUCACAUCCAGGGGCUGCCCGUGCCCCCCUGGCUCCACGUGCCCCCCCGGGCACCACACUGCCCCUUGAAGGACCAAGUGUCUUGAUGAAGCCCUGCGUGACCCUGUGACUCGACACACACUUUCGCUGGCCUUCACCCCCACCCCAUGUUGCCUCCUCCCCGUCCCUGUUGCAGUUCCAACCAUGUAAUUCCCGCUCCAGCUUCUCCCGUGUGACACUAGGUCAACAUCUCUCCUGUUUCCUCUUAUCGGGUGUCGUGACUCUCUGAAAACAUCUCACUCUGAAAAUUUAAAGUUUUGGGUUUGUCCAUUUUUUUUUUUAUUAUUAUUAUUUUUUUGUAAGUGCCAUUUGUAUAACUUAAAAAAGAAUAGCUUCAAAUGGAGAAAGAUUAAUUAAAAAAUAAAACCUGCAUUUGGAUUCAAA